AAACAUUUUCUGCACAUUGUGUAUAACAUGGUUAUAAGAAUGUGUUGCACUACACAUGUGACAUUGACAUCCUGUAGCUGUCGAUUCUUGCUUGUCUGUAUAUCUGCAUGUCUGCUUGUCUGCUUGCUUGCAUUCUGUAACAAAGUACGGUAUUCCAUAUUCCCUUUCCGGUCAGAAGACACAUGUAUAUAAAAUUUAUACGAAUGCACUCGUAUUUACUUGGAAGAGACACCAAAUGCACCUUAAAUAAGCCCUGCCCUCCCUCCAUUUACCCCUCACACGAAUUACCCCGCCAAACGAUCAAAUCGGCGCUCUCGGUAUUUCCAGAAAAGAAGAAAAAGAUCAUCACUAGGGUCUUCCUUUGCAUGUGCGUGCAAAAUCUCCGGUGAUAAUUCGUUCAUUGUUGUCGAAAUUACUUCUUUUUACACCUAAGACAUAUAUUCAAACGCAGAAGAACGAGCGACUGAUUCCAAAGGCGAAAUCAAGAAGAGAUGUCUCAAGAACCAUAUAAGAAAGUAGGGCGAGGCGGCGCGGGGAAUUUCUAUAGUAAACAGGAUGUAGAGAGGAGUAAUGGUACUUCUGAUCUCGAAGCCCAAUCCUCCUCCUCUUCCAUCAAGCAAAACAAAUCUCCCUCCUUACUCUCACAAGCAUUGCGCGCCAAAGGCGCCGCUGGGCCACCGCCAGAAUACCAACACACCGGUCGCGGCGGCGCAGGCAAUCUCACUUCUCCCGCCUCGCUCGUGAAUUCGGGUCUCACGCAAACAUUGACGAAUUAUGAUAACCCGACGAUUAAUCCCGCGCCCCCGUCGAGCUCGCCGAGAAAUGUGAGGAGUAGCAUGCAGAGUGUUGUUUACAAGGGUGGGCGAGGAGGCGCAGGAAACUACGACUGGGAAAGCGACGAGGCAUCCAGAGAAACGCAACGCAUCUCGGAAGAAAACUCGCGCAAGGAAAUUGAAAAGAAAGUGGUGGGUGAUAUUGAUGGGGAUGGAGAACAGGGACUGAAGAAACCUGGGAAGGCAUAUGAUAUUAAUGCGGGAAAAGAGAUGGAGGGCUCAAAGGGAGGGGCUCUGGGUGGAGUUUUGGAGUAAAUGUAAAAUCGAAUGGCGGAGUGGUGUUUCUGGUGGGUUGGUUAUGGAUAUAAGAAUUGGAUACCUAUGUAUUGGGGGGGGGUAUGGCUAGGGGAUAAUAGAUGUGAGACGUAUAUUCCAAGCAUUAGAGCGAUUUUGAGUAAGUGUUUAUAUUGACAGAUGAGAAAAGAUGAGAGAGGAUGAGGUAAGAAGAAACUGUCGUUGUAAUUAUAUUGUCUAGACAUUGGAUUCAGGGUUUGGGUGAAUUGGAUAGUUAUACGACGGGCGACUGUCUUGUGUUGACCUUUUCCACAGUUCUUGAAUGGGAUACUGCAAUCUAAGGUUACCAAGAGAAUCUCAGUUUCAUGAGAGAAAACUAAACAUUCGACGUAGGAGUAAUGAUUUGUCGAACCUAUGAUCGAGUGGUCUCACGGAUAUCACGUUCCAUAUCUCAGACAAAUAGUAGUAUAAAUAUUUGAUUCGCAGCUGUCCAGCGGGGAUUUCAAAAUACGUUUUCAGUGAAGGGAUCAAGGAGUUGAGGAUAUCGAAAACGGUGAUUUUGGAACGUCCAAGAAAGAGCAAGAAUGGGAGAGGGAGGAGGAGUUUCUUCAUGAAUGAGGAUCAUAGUCCCGUAAUGGUUUUGGUAUAACUUCGAUACUGGAUAUUCGAUGUCGGACUUUUUCUCGUGGUGAUCAUGGUCUUUCGAUAGUUGGAUGAUCGUUAGUGCGGAGCUAUCUUGGGUUCUUUUGGUAUCUUGAUGGAAUGAAAACGUUUGUGAGGGAUAGUCGAGAUGCUUUUUCCCUUACCCGUAUCAUGUAUAUGUAUCUUUGCUUGUGGGAAGAUGAGGGAAAAGGGGAAAGUAGAGAGGACGUAGAAAGUCAAAACGAUACGUGAGGAAGAGAUGAGGAUUUACUUUGCAAAGUCAAGAUGCUUGCUUGUAUUUACUAGGUAUGAUCUCACAAAGCUCCCCCUACCUGUUUCUGUCUCGAUCAUGGAUUCCUGUUGUGCAUGUGGAUGAUAGCGAUUAUUGAGAAUUCCUCACCGAAGAUCUGGCUGAGCGGUGCCGCAAAGCAGGCCGUCUACGAACAAGAAAGAGGAUAGCAAAUCUUGAGAGCUCCAAGUUGAAGCUCUCGAGAGACGAUCCUCAGAGUCGCUACCAUCGAUUUCUUCGACCUCGUCAAACUCGGGACAUCUUUCUCCGGAGAUGUGGUGGGGAAGUUCAGCAG
Messenger RNA from Botrytis deweyae, 2293 nucleotides. RefSeq lists its product as uncharacterized. The transcript is spliced from 5 exons. The coding region runs from base 492 to 1088 and encodes 198 amino acids. The record is from RefSeq and is a predicted model, not a curated record. NCBI's taxonomy places the organism in Eukaryota, Fungi, Ascomycota, Leotiomycetes, Helotiales, Sclerotiniaceae.